UGUCACGUCGCUGUCGUAAAAAUAGCGACAAAGCAAACAAACAAGCAUUUGUAGAAAUCGACCAAAACAAAAUUAUUAAAACGAAAGACUAAUAAAAGAUGGUACGCCGUCAACGCGAACAGAGUACUACUGAAGAUGAAAUAGUAAUCGACACUUCACCUCCUAAAAAGCACAAAAAGCAUAAACACAAAAAGCACAAGAAAAGGAGGAUCGAAAAUGAAUUUGACAGUGAUACAUCCAUCGACGUUUCAUACGAAGAUGUUAUGGAUAAGUCUUAUAAAAUGAAGGUAAAAUCCGGAAGGGACAUUACUGGGACUUCGGCAGCUGAUCUCCUGAAAGCCCAAACUAUGAAGUCGUCUUCAGACUCCCGGCGAUCAAUGCCAGGCUCGUCGUCAAGUACUCCCCCGAAAGCGUCAUCAAAGAAAAAGAAGAAAGGAAGAGAUAGUGGCACUUCUAGUGAAGAAGAGAGAUGGCUUGAUGCUAUUAAAUCUGGGAAACUUGAAGAGGUUGAUGAAGAACUUAAAAAAAUUAAACCAAAGGAUCCUAAAAUGAUGACAGCUAGGCAAAGAGCUAUGUAUGAGAGAGGUACAGAUAAGGACACAGGCAUAGGUGAGGUUCUCCUUGCACUGCCCUCUGGCUACAAAGAGAAAGUCAUGACAGCAGAAGCUCUUCAGAAAGCUGCUAUUAAAUCACAGAAACGGAAACAAUUAGCUGAUGAAAAAAGGGAGAAAGAUAAAAAGAAAACUAUGGAUCGUUUACUGAAGAAACAGGAAUCUAAGAAUUUAAAAAAUAUGCAAAGGGGUAAACCUGUGAAAAAACAAGAGCCAAUGAUAGUUUAUAAAAUAAAUAAUAAUGAAGUAACUUUGUCAUUACCACCAGGCAUUCCAUUUCCAUUGGAAGCUCAGUCCGAAAGAGAAGCACCCAAAAUAAUUUUGUGUGGUGUAUCUGGGUGUGGAAAUAUUAAAAAAUACAAUUGCUCCAAAAGUGGGAUACCUUUAUGUAGUCUAGAAUGCUAUAAGAAAAAUUUAAAUGUUACUUUAGUUAAAUAAAAUAUCAUAUUUAUUCUG
Molecule: messenger RNA, 1067 nt
Organism: Plodia interpunctella (Indianmeal moth)
Lineage: Eukaryota; Metazoa; Arthropoda; Insecta; Lepidoptera; Pyralidae
Exons: 3
Coding region: 99-1049 (316 amino acids)
Biological process (GO): chromatin remodeling
Cellular component (GO): Ino80 complex
Source: RefSeq, a predicted model, not a curated record